AUGCCCGAAAGACGCGUCCCAUCAGCCAGACCCCCUUCCCAAGCACCAUCAGAAGACAUAGACUUCAAACUCUCCCCCGAAGACAGCCUCUCUGACCACAGCAACGACCCAUAUCCAAGAACAUUCGCGGUCGUCGCAGCGGAGUUCAAAGCGACAUGGGAUAAGAAAUUGAGAGGACGCGACGAUAAAAUCAUACAGACGACACAAAAGGAACUAGACCUCGCCCUCCAUAAAAAGGAAACAGAAAUCGCCAGCAUCAUACACGAUAUGGAGGCAAUCCAUCAGAAUUUCCUCGAACAAUAUGCGAUUCUAGAAGACAAGAAGCGACAGAUCACAGCCGCGAUCGCUGAAGCACAGCAAGAACUCAUACCACUCGCAGUAAAGCGCCAUCAAGCGAUCAUCAGCCUCGGACACGAAGUCGAGAACGGCCAAUUGGAAGGGAUGGCCCUAAUCAAAAGCGCUUGCCAGUGCCCCCGGGACAUUGCACAGGAGCUAGGCGCCUUGCGCUUCGAUUGCUAA
This is a messenger RNA of Suillus clintonianus, 519 nucleotides long. RefSeq lists its product as uncharacterized. The transcript is spliced from 7 exons. Lineage: Eukaryota; Fungi; Basidiomycota; Agaricomycetes; Boletales; Suillaceae. Bases 1 to 519 code for a protein of 172 amino acids. The record is from RefSeq and is a predicted model, not a curated record.